This is a messenger RNA of Closterium sp. Yama58-4, 2955 nucleotides long. The record is from the annotation of a GenBank genome assembly. Lineage: Eukaryota; Viridiplantae; Streptophyta; Zygnematophyceae; Desmidiales; Closteriaceae.
AUGGCCGAGCUUCGGCGCGAAGGUAGGAAAUGGGACUGGGCGAAGCCGUCCGAGGAGGAGGUGCAUGCGAGGCUCGCCGACUGCGACGAACCCCUUCGAGAUAAAGUGCCCGACACCGUCCGGGACGGGGACGCGGGCUCCGGCCUGCUAGCAAUGAGCGUGUUGCUUUGGGCUGUGAGGCGGAAGGAUCGGUUGGCCGGCGCCCUCCGUCGCAGUGCCACCAGCAUGGACAAGGUCGCUGUUGCGGGGUUGAAGGGGCUGCGGACUGAGAUGGUAGCCUUCAUCAAGAAGCAGGUCGCGCUCAUACGGUCGGGCCGAAACGUAGUUGCGGCCGACGUCUGUGACGACGACGGCGAGGAGGUUCAGUCGGCGCCCCAAGCUGGCGGUGUCGCCCCUGCCGUCGCUCAUGCGCGUGGCACCUCGGUCGGAAAGCCUGGUAGCGGCGUCGACGAGGCCGAUGCGGCAGCAGGACAUGGGGUGGCCGGGACCGAGGAGAAGCACCGGGACGAGGUUGUUCAUGGGGAUGAUGAUGGGGUCCAGGGUCGUGAGGCGGAUCGCAGUUCGGGGAAGCAGUCGGGGAAGAGCGUGCUCGACAUGCUCAAGAAGCACUGGGCUGGGGUUCGAGCGGCCAGCACUGAUCAGGGUGGUGGGGGUCCCGCCGACGAGCAUGCCACUGAUGACGCACUGCCAAGGGCUCCGCCUUCGGUCGCCGAUAAGCCACCACGACAGGGUAGCGGUGAAGAAGGGCUGCGCGACAAGGAGAAGGCGGCCGCAAAAACGGCCCCAGCUGGCCAGGGCCCGAAGACAGGGGUCGCGGUGGCGUCAGCGGUUCCUCACCAGCCCCCAGCUGGUGCACGCCCUCCGACCGGACCGUCUGCCGGGCGACCUGCCGACGUCCCGCGCUCUGCCGACGUCCCGGCUGCCGACAAGGCUGGCCGCGCGGGGAAAGGGGCGGCAGUUGCGGACGCGCUCAAGGAGCAGCUCAGGCGCCUAGCCGGCCACAAGGCUGUUCAACAGCCCCCCGCUGCUGUCGACGCCCCAUCUGCCAGUGUCCCAAAGUCGCCGGUCGUCGCCGCCCGUGCUCCUGCAGACCCAAAGUCCGCGUUGCUGCGCGCCCAGCUGGGCGCACUAGCGUCGACUGCGCCAACUCAGCAGGCUUCUGGCUCCGGCGCUAAGACGUCGUCGGCAAAAGUCGCACCACCCACCCCUGUGGCAGCUGAGGUUGAGAAGGCGGCGGAGAAGGGCGUUCGUGCCGCCCUUGCCACCGGCGGCGGCCCCGUCGAGCAGGCGCCCCCCGAUGCUGAUAUCGCUGCCAUACAGGCCCACCUGGAUGCUGCCAAUCCCCGACCGCUGGCCAUCUCCGACACGGCACAUGUGGAGCCUUCGGCGGGUCUCGUCGGCAGUCCAGCAGAGCCGACUGCGACCGGUGAUGCUGUCGGCGAUGGAAAGGCGAAACGGAAGGGGAAGGCGGGCUCACAGAGGAAGACGCGGGAGAAGUCGGAGGCGAAGGCGGCGGAUAGAGGGAAGGGGAAGGCGGCUGAGACGGCGGCUGACAAGGAUGGAGGCGGCAAUACGGGGGUGAAAGGGAAAGCGGGGGAGAAUCAGAAGUCGCUCGGCGAGGGUACGUCGACGGGGAGGAAGGGGAAGGACAAGUCGGUAGGAGAAGGUGCGUCGACGGGGAGAAAGGGGAAGGAGAAGGCGGUCGGCGAUGGUUCGUCGAAAGGGAGAAAGGGAAAGCGGAAGGCGGCGGAGGAGGAUGUCGAGGAGGUGGAGGACGUCGAGCAGGAGGAAGAAGAAGAGGCGGAGGAGGAGGUGGAGGAGGCGGAUGAGGACGAUGAGGAGGAGGAGGAGGUGGAGGAGGAGGAGGAGGAGGAGGAGGGGGGGAAGAGCAAGGAGAGGCGGGGUCAUGGCAUCCGACACGAUACCUCGGGCGACAAGCUAGGAUGGGUCGGCGAGAUUAAGGUGCACGGCAUCAAUCGAUACAUCGGCAAGUCGCGUGAGAAGAUGGAGCUCGCGUACGUGCACUCCAUCGCGUUCGUCGUCUACGACGGUUUCGUGAGCAAGGUGCUCAUGAACGAGCUCACCGUCCUGGACAGCGCCGAGUUGGAGAGGUGGAAGGAGGUGUGGGAGGAGGUCAGGAUCUUGCCGACCGGGAUGUGGACGGUGAUGUGGGCCCGGGGAACGCUCCUUCCAAAGACACGGCUGAAUGAGAUCCUCGACAAGUAUCGACAUUACAAGACCACUGGCGAUGCGCUGCACGCCGCGCUCCUGCCAGCGAUAUGGUACCCAGUCGAUCCCGACACCGAGGAAGGCCGAGAGAAGUCGGCGUCCAUGCUGUCCGCGUUGAUUGGCCGCGUGUCAAUGUGCGCUGCGUAUGGGAAGACCGCUGCGACAGCGGCGAGAAAGGAGGGAGACAGCGACGAGAAGACGGAUAUGGCGGCAUGGGCGUUAGGAGCAUCCGCAUGCGCUGUGUGGUGCUUCGUCGAGAACGGCGAUGCCCAGGUGGAGGAUGCUGUGGAAGAAGGGAAGGCGGCGGCGCUUGUGGGCGGAGCGAGCCAGGCGACCGCCGAUGUAUUCGGCAAAGUCAUGGAGGCGGUGCUGAACGCCGAGAUCAACAGGGACCGCCCCCUGGGAGAGGUUGCUUACAACGUCGCGCCAGCACUCAAGAGGACCGCCCUUGACAUGGCCUAUCCGGGGGUGGAUGCCGGAGUCGAUGCCGACGUGAUCGCAAGAGCGACGGUCGAGACGAUGGCGUUCUGGGGAAUGUGCCCCGUCGCCGGGCCGAAACUCAAAGCGAGGGGCAUCGCGGUGCCGAUUGACGCGCAGAUGAAGGCCGAUGGUCAGAAAUGGUCAGAGGGGCAAGAAGGCGACGAAGGCCAAGGGCGGCACGGAGAAGAAGGGGACGAAGGGCCAGAAGGCGAAGGAGUCGGCGUAGUCGGGGAGGGGCAUAUGUAG